ACGGGCCACACCCACACAAUGAGUGCUCAUUCACACAACUUUACCGAAAAUAAGGCACUGUCGCGCAGAUCUAGACUAGCACAAGAACUGCACUAAAGCAAGUCGUCGGUGAGUAAAAACACAAUAUCAUUUUCAGAGCUCUACAAACUACAAAUAUGUCAUCUUCAACCUUUCCUCUUCUUACAAUUGCCCGACUAUCUGCCAUUUUUGUAGCUUCACUCGUCUUAAUCUGGGCUCGUGUCUUCAAAACCAGCUUCAUUCCUCGCUCUCCCUCCUCGAAUGACACCUUAAUUUUCGCUGUGCUUCAUCCUCUAUUAAUGGUGAUUGGGUUCAUCAUUCUGAGUGGAGAAGCGAUUUUGGUUCAUAGAUGGCUACCAGGGUCAAGAAAUGUGAAGAAAACAGUGCAUUUAGGAAUGCAAGGAGUUGCGUUGGGUUGUGGGAUACUCGGCAUUUGGACCAAAUUCCAUGGAGAAGAUGGUGUUGUCGCUAAUUUUUACAGCUUACAUUCUUGGAUGGGUUUAGUUUCUAUCUCCCUCUUUGGCAUUGAGUGGGUGAUGGGUUUUAUGAGCUUUUGGCACAGAGGAGAAAUGAGGAGAGUAAGCAGAAGAAUGCUGCCAUGGCAUGUGUUCAUCGGCCUCUAUACAUACGGUUUGUCUGUUGCAACUGCAGAAACUGGGCUUUUAGAGAAGCUUACCUUCAUGCAAACUUAUAGAAAUGUUCCAAGACGUGGUUCAGAAUCCAUUCUUGUCAAUGGCCUUGGGCUUGGGCUUGCCUUCUUAGCUGGUAUCGUCAUUUUCGCCGCUCUUUCUCCAAAACACCAUCAACUCUCUAUCCGUCCGCUAAAGCCUAUCUAUUCUAACGACAAAUAUUAAUUUAAGAUUGUUAGUGAUACUGAUUAACAUGUUGUGAGAAAGAAUAUUAUUAUCAGUAGAAAUCUCUAUGGGGGCAUAAAAUGGUUGAUUUGAGCAAAUUCAAAGCGAUGUAAUAGAUUAAACAGUUAGACUAAUAAAUAUAGUAUAGAUAAUUGUAAAUUAAUGUUUUUUCUUUGAAAUGUUUCCCUUCAUAUUUUAUGUAUCAAUCAAUUAGUGUUUUUAUUUUGGUUGAAAUAAAGGUUGUUUUUUUAUU
Messenger RNA from Amaranthus tricolor (Joseph's coat), 1125 nucleotides. Its product is annotated as probable transmembrane ascorbate ferrireductase 4. The record is from RefSeq and is a predicted model, not a curated record. The transcript has 4 exons. Gene Ontology annotation, molecular function: oxidoreductase activity. The coding region runs from base 156 to 872 and encodes 238 amino acids. Lineage: Eukaryota; Viridiplantae; Streptophyta; Magnoliopsida; Caryophyllales; Amaranthaceae.